Messenger RNA from Cyphomyrmex costatus, 1940 nucleotides. RefSeq lists its product as uncharacterized. The record is from RefSeq and is a predicted model, not a curated record. Bases 267 to 1805 code for a protein of 512 amino acids. The transcript is spliced from 8 exons. Gene Ontology annotation, cellular component: extracellular region. NCBI's taxonomy places the organism in Eukaryota, Metazoa, Arthropoda, Insecta, Hymenoptera, Formicidae.
CAUGAGAUAUCGCGAAGAUAAUUUUGAGUCAACUUGAAGGGAUUACGUGUAUGGGCUGCAAAGUGCAAUUUAAAGGGUGCGAGUUCGAAGACGUUGAUGUAGAGACAUUUGCGAAGUAUCGAUCGACCUGUAUCUUGAAGAGGAUGCUCCCUUUGGUCUUCUCCUUGUAGUCACGUGUCGCGUGGAAAGCAACGAUAGGCGUAGCGAGGAGAGAUACAAGGAAAGACAAAGAGACAUUUCCCAGCGGACGACAUCACGUCGCCGUCAUGGAAAAUCGAUUCGCCGCCACCGACCACCCUGCCACAACCACCCGCCGCAGUGCAAUGACCUCCAAACCGGGAAGAUCCUAUAGCGUGAGGUCUCCGCGAAUCGGAGGUCCUCUUUCGCAAUCGUUGGCUAUGAUCCCUCCAACCAUGCACGGGCAUGAGUUCAAUCAACCCUUGUCGAGGGUGGUCAUGGUUCGUAAAACGGAUCAAAGGACAUUUAGCAAGGGAAGACGAGGUGGUGAACCUCUUCUGGAAACAGUUACCAGGGAAACUGUCGAACUCUUUAAUGGCGGUCGAGCCGAAAGGAAGUAUACCUCCGAAACAAGGGAUAUCGUUACACCAAAGUCUAGCAGGUCGAGGACAGAUUCGGUAAGAUCGAAGUCUCCAUUGACGGCAUCGCCAGCAUCACCGGGUCCUUUGUCGAAUUCCCUGCAUGGUAGUUUUCAUGGUAGUCUAGGAAGCGAUGGUAUGUCUUGUAGCAGCGCUAGGUCCUCUUCAGCGUCUCCCGAUUCUGCAAGAUAUUCAUCCUCACAGAUAACAAAGAUUGACACACGUAAACCGUCUGUACGCAGAUCGGGACCUCCGAAGGAGUUUGUUAAUGUCUGCCUCGACACGCAUAAUUUCUACCGAUCGCGGCAUGGAGUACCACCGUUACGACUCAGCAAGCAGCUGUGCAAGACAAGUCAAGACUGGGCUAAUAUAUUGGCCGCUAAAGGUAGAUUAGAGCACAGAGCGAAUAUUGACUAUGGAGAGAAUCUCUAUUGUAUGUGGAGCUCCAAUCCAAAGACAAUUGUCGGUGGCGAAGAGCCUGUGAAUGAAUGGUAUGCUGAAGAAACUCAACAUCAAUAUGGAAAGGAGCCUACAACGUUGAAGACUGGUCACUUUACACAAGUGAUUUGGAGAGACAGUACUGAAUUAGGGGUGGGAAUGGCUAGGAAUCGAAAUGGCGAAGUCUACGUUGUGUGUAAUUACAAUCCCGCUGGAAAUUUCUUAGGCAGUUUCACGGAGAAUGUUCUUCCACCCGUGGACGCAGGUUCUAUGAAACGGAUUAAUUUUACCGAUAUGAAACAACAUUACAUUGACGAGCAAAUAUGGCAGCAGGAGGCCUUACUGGUUCACAAUGAGUAUCGAAGAAAGCAUCGUGUACCGGAUUUAAGAUUAAGUCCGGAAUUAACAGCAGCUGCUAAGGCCUGGGCAAACACGUUGCUAAAUACAAAUAAACUCGUACCUCAAUCGUCGUCUCCGUAUGGCGAAAAUAUUUAUUCAAUGCAGUGUUCUGAUCCUAAACUGAUCGUUUCCGCACGUGAAGUCAUUUCAAAGUGGUAUUCCGAGAAAAAAGAACAUAAAUUUGGCAUCGAACCCAAAGUUCUUAACACAUGCCAUUUUACGCAAAUUGUCUGGAAAAAUACGACUGAAAUGGGUAUUGCAAUGGCCAAACGAGAUGGUUCAUGUGUUGUAGUGGCAUGUUACCAUCCGAGAGGUAACAUAGUAGGACAGUUUACUGAAAAUGUACUGAAGCCUAUAAAAAGUGUCUGUUAGUUGGACUCAUUUCUGUUGAUAAUGUAUUAUAUUUAAACCUUGUAUUUAUGUAUUAUGCAGAUGAAUGAUCACGCAUAAUAUAUAUGUAAUGUAUAUAGGACACUUGUGCAUAAACACGUAUAAUAAACAUUCCAC